This is a messenger RNA of Polypterus senegalus (gray bichir), 2295 nucleotides long. RefSeq names its product ABI gene family member 3-like. The coding region runs from base 446 to 1912 and encodes 488 amino acids. The transcript has 11 exons. NCBI's taxonomy places the organism in Eukaryota, Metazoa, Chordata, Cladistia, Polypteriformes, Polypteridae. The record is from RefSeq and is a predicted model, not a curated record. Gene Ontology annotation, molecular function: SH3 domain binding. Gene Ontology annotation, cellular component: lamellipodium.
UUUCGUGCAGCGAACAGCUAACCACAAGUACAACUUCCUGCGACUUACACCUUCGUCGCCCACCUUCUGACCGCAUCCUCUCUGCGGACCUUAACCUUGCACUUUCAAUGAGAACAAAACGCCAACUGGAAAGACACCGGGCGCAGAGAACUCCAAGGUUCAGGAACGCAAAGCCAACGGCCACCAGACAGCGACGCUGUGCCGCCUUUUAAAGACGGGCCGUCGGCCGGGAGGGGAGGCGGGACCAGCCGCUGACGUCACUCUGUACCGCCCACUCCACUCGCUCUGCCACAGUGGGUGUUCGUAUUCUGUCAGCUCGUCUCCGCAAGCUGAGAAGUUGCCGGCAGCAGGUUGAACAACCCAAAGAUAAAAAAAUAAAAAGCAAAAUAAAGCAAAGCAUACAGUAUCAACAGGAACCAUUGUCCUCUCGCAUUAGGAAGAAGAAAUGAAGGCGCAAAAUUCUGUUGAGGAGAUGCACAAAAUAUUUCAGGAGGCUCCAGAAGCCAGACGGGCACUGCUGGAAAACUACAGCAAUCUGCACAAGGUGGCCGAGUACUGCGAGAAGAACUACCUGCAGUCUGAUGACAAGAAGGCGGCCCUGGAGGAGACAAAGGCCUUCACAACUCAGUCUCUGGCCAGCGUGGCCUAUCAGAUCAGCACCCUGGCCAGUAAAGUGCUGACCCUACUGGACGCCCAGGCGGCCGAUAUGAGGCACAUCGAGUCGUCCGUCAAUCUGCUCUCCCAGUCGGUAGACAUGUACCAGGAGAAAGUUUACCGUCGAGAAAUCGGCAGCUUCACCGCCAUCAAAAGGCUGCCGCGCAGUCAGAAGAUCAUCGCGCCGACCACCCAGGAGGAAAGGGCCAAAUACACCCGCAAGCCCAUCAUGUACUCGUCCUUGGACAACGUCGGCCACGGGGUCAAGGAAUCAGGAACGCAACUCGGAAGAACGGGUACCAUGAACAGAAAAACAGUCAAUAGGGACCCUCAGGGAACUUUGGGAAGAGGCACUCGACAACCCGAACCCGUCCAGUGCCCCAUGGUUCCCUCUCUGACCAAGUGUGUCUCAGUCACCUCUCUGAGUGACCGCGCCAGCAGUUCCAGUUUUGGCAUCGCUGUACCUCCUCCAGUGAUUCCUCCGACUCCAAGCAUGGCAGAUGUGGCGUCACCUCAGACUGAUGAAGUUUUGCCCCCUCCACCACCUCCACCAGUAGACCCUGCGUCUGAACCUAUCUCAGUGGUCCCUGCUCCACCUCUGUUAACAGGCUUCUCAGGUCUUGAUGGACUUUCAUCACCUGACACUCCGGACUUUCUGCCUCCUCCGCCAUCGGCACUAUCUGGUUUGAUCCCCCCACCUACAGCUCCGCCCCCACCACCGCCCCUGGAGGAUGAGCUUACUUUUGCCCGCUUGCCUCUGCUUUCUUCUAAACUGUCAAGGGGUCAGCAGGGUCCUGACAGGCCAUGUGAAAGACGUCACCCAGCGCGCUCACAGCUGCCUCACCCUGUGGGUCAGAGUCUCUCAGUGUCCUCUUGGUGCACAUUGAUCAUUCCUCCCCAUCCCUCUUAUCCCCCCCCAGUAGCUCCCCCUGCCCCACAGAUUCCGCUCACUCGGUUGGCCACGUGGUUUCUCGAACACAAGUCCGAUUUCACAGCCCCUCCACCGGAUGAGCUCUUUGAAUUCAACUCCACGGAGCCUCCUCUUCCUCCCCCAGUGGACUACGACACAGACGCCCCAGCCAACUACCUGGAGAAAGUGGUGGCCCUCUACAGCUACACGGGCAGCAGGGAGGACGACCUCACUUUUCAGGAAGGAGAUGUGAUUUACGUCAUGAAGAAGAACCCUGACGGCUGGUACGAAGGCGUCCUCAACAAUGUGACGGGUUUCUUCCCUGGAAACUAUGUGCAGCUGGCGUGAUGGUUGAGGACACCUGGAGGUCGGAGACUUGAGGAGCACAAAGCGCUGGACUCUCAUGUUAAUGUUCUUAACUUUUUUUUGGUAACUUGCGUCGCAUUUCAUGUUAUGGCAGACACUGGAGAGGCCCACCCUGCCUAUGCAGGUGCCCAUCCUGCACUUUGUGAAAUACACAAGUGGUAGGGCACCCUCCUGGUGGCCACACUAUACUAUAACGAAUCAGGCUAACGUGCAGGUAAGAGUGUGGCUACCUUCAUGGGAAACAUGAAGAUGAGGGAAUACUUCAUAAAAAGUGAAGCGUAAGACGCCCACCUAAAUAUGCAAAAUUUAAUGGCAGAUGAGUGAAGUCGGCUGGUGGCUGGGAAUGCCAACUUGUCCACUCACCC